This is a messenger RNA of Notodromas monacha, 1559 nucleotides long. The record is from the annotation of a GenBank genome assembly. NCBI's taxonomy places the organism in Eukaryota, Metazoa, Arthropoda, Ostracoda, Podocopida, Cyprididae.
CCCAUAACAGCUGGCAAAGGUUGAGUCGGAUAUACGAGGAUUGACCAGGUUUCUUGGAACCUGUGCUGUGUGCCUCAUUAUAUCCCUAUAGUUUUGUUAGGUUUUUCUUUAAUCCCUUACGCGCGCACACACAUCUUUUCAAUUCAAGUUGGCAACAUGGCAGGUCCAUUGGCAAUGUGUUGUAAAAAGGGUCGGAGGGUCAAGAUUUUGAAAAUGGAUGACCCUGCGAUCCUCGCGAAGCUUGAAGAAGGCUUCAAUGCAUUGCAAGAUUCGGAUUCCAAGUCCUUGCUCAAGAAGCAUUUGACAAAAGAAAUCUUCGACACUUGCAAAGUCAGGAAGACCACGUUCAAUUCAUCCCUGCUUGAUGUCAUACAGUCGGGCGUAGCAAACUUGGAUUCUGGUGUUGGAGUGUAUGCUCCGGAUGCCGACUCGUACACAGUGUUUGCUGACCUGUUUGAUCCGAUAAUCGAGGAGUACCACGUGGGCUUCAAAAAGACUGAUAAACAUCCGUCGUGUGACUUCGGUGACCUGGACUCCUUCGUGAACGUGGACCCGGAGGGCAAGUUUGUGAUCUCGACGCGCACUCGAUGUGGACGGUCUUUGGACGGCUACCCCUUCAACCCGUGUCUUACUGAAGCGCAGUACGUGGAAAUGGAGAAGAAGGUCUCUUCCACCUUGAGUGGUUUGGGUGGCGAGUUGAAGGGCACCUACUACCCUUUGACCGGCAUGGCCAAGGAUGUGCAGCAAAAACUCAUCGACGAUCACUUCCUCUUUAAGGAGGGGGAUCGCUUCUUGCAGGCUGCAAAUGCUUGCAGAUUUUGGCCAUCUGGUCGAGGUAUUUUCCACAACGACGACAAGACAUUCCUGGUCUGGUGCAAUGAAGAGGACCAUCUGCGAAUCAUUUCCAUGCAGAAGGGGGGCGACUUGGGCCAGGUGUACAGGAGGAUGGUGACUGCCGUGCGUGAGAUUGAGAAACGUCUCCCGUUCUCGCAUCACGACCGACUCGGUUUCCUCACCUUCUGUCCCACCAACUUGGGGACCACGAUCCGUGCCUCGGUCCACAUCAAGCUGCCGAAACUUGCUGCUGAUAAAGCCAAACUUGAGGCUGUUGCCGGCAAAUAUAAUCUUCAGGUCCGUGGAACCCGUGGAGAGCACACUGAGGCUGAGGGAGGUGUCUACGACAUCUCCAAUAAGCGUCGCAUGGGUCUCACCGAGGGAGAUGCAGUGAGGGAGAUGCAGGACGGCAUUUUGGACCUGAUCAAGAUGGAAAAAUCCAUGAAUUGAUAGUGCCCUUAUUCUCCAAGAUGGACUGUUCUUUUCGGUUUUCUUUUUUUAUUUUUUUACUUGGAAAGAACAACCAGGGAGCGCGUAUAAGAAACUUUAAUGGGAGAUUUUCCAUGCACGACAGUUUUAGCACGCAACUUGUAUUAUGGAUUUGACCAUUUAUUGGACUUAUCAUUUAUUCUUUUUUUCUGUUGUUUCACUGCCUAACCAUUCAUUACCUUCAACUGUAAAUGGGUCAUCGAAUUGCAUUACAGUUUUUCGUCUCUGCAUGACAA